This is a messenger RNA of Synchiropus splendidus (mandarinfish), 1364 nucleotides long. RefSeq names its product COP9 signalosome subunit 9 (gene cops9). The coding region runs from base 131 to 304 and encodes 57 amino acids. Gene Ontology annotation, biological process: negative regulation of protein neddylation. NCBI's taxonomy places the organism in Eukaryota, Metazoa, Chordata, Actinopteri, Syngnathiformes, Callionymidae. The record is from RefSeq and is a predicted model, not a curated record. The transcript has 3 exons.
ACUUUUGCUGCGGAACUAAUGUCUCCUGAUUUACCCGAGCACAUUUCUUAGCUGCACCUGCUGUGUUUUGCUAACCAACGUAGCAUUGCGAAUAAGUCAACGUCAUUCUGCUUGACUUUAAUCGGACGGAAUGAAACCUGCCGUGGACGAGAUGUUCCCCGAAGGAGCGGGUCCUUACGUGGACCUCGACGAAGCAGGAGGCAGCAGCGGGCUGCUGAUGGACCUGGCAGCGAACGAAAAGGCGGUCCACUCAGACUUCUUCAAUGACUUUGAGGAUCUGUUUGACGACGACGACCUUCAGUGACCGAAACUGCGGCGUGUUUUUGUGAAUAUAUGUACAUAAAUUAAAACACUUACCAGGGCGUGUUUUUUUUUCCCUCGCCGUGUUGAAGCCCCUCACUUUUUCUGUCACUCAACGUGUCGAAAUAAAGACUUUUUGUUUGAGGAAGAGGGAAAAGCUCCUCGCUGAACCAGGUGUCCGUGGAUUCUUUACAAUCACUGACAUUCCAGCCGCCGAGAAAAUUAUGAGUAUGGUUUUGGUCGUGUUCGAAUCUGCUGCCUGGGUGGAUUGCAGGUUUGCUGUCCUCGCGAAACACCUGUUGAGGAAACGUAAUUACAUACGAGAUACAGUGUUAACGUGGACGCUAACUGCUGAGUCGGGGCACGACGGGACAGGCUGCCAAAAAUGUGGCAAUGUCCAGAGAAGCGCCGAUGGAAGUCGCACAUUUUGGUUUUAACAACAACCAAGUUUUCUCACUUUUGAGUACAUUGUCAGAGGAGUUGCAGUUUACAAUGAGUACGAACCUUCUCACUGAUGUGGGUUUGUAGUUUGGCUCUGUAGUUGCUUCCUUGUUUACAAUCUAAACUAAGUACGAAAGAUUCACAAGCGUCACCGAUCCUCUGUUAGUGAUGUGGCGUUUGUCGCCUGUAAAGUAAAAUGAACUCGCAAUCUUGCCGAAGGAGCCCGAGCAUGGGAACGCCCAUUUUAGGGUACCGUGAUUCAAGGUCAGCGGUAUUAAAGACAGGGUUUCCCCCAGGAUUUUUUAAACCGUAGCAGCUCUCAUUUUAGCCGAGACCCGUGAGAGUCUGCAGUCCUGACCCUGCCACAAAGGACUUCCCAUGGGAACAGGCCCCUUUAUUGACAUACUGAUGCAUCAUAACAGAAGCCCGUAGGACACCGUGGCAGCAACAAUGGUGAAGAAUUGUGUGGCCGUCCAAAACUGUUUUUAGAACGGAAGUAUUUUACAGUUACCUAUUGUUGAAAUAAUGGGUGUGAAUGACUGUUAUUGUGUAGACAAAGGCCUGCUGUGGAGAUAAACGUUUGGCUCAUUGUCUUUUGUUUACCGCCGUGACGGUCGCUGGAG